GAUGCCAGAGAGCGCUGCUUCCAGGGAAUGAGCCCCUCAGCUCCCACUGGGGGCGGCAACGCCGCCCCUUAGGCAAAGCUUCCGUCUCUUGGAGCCUUUUACCAGCUGGACCCCACUGUUGCUGCCCCUGGGUCUGAUAAUCACCUCAGCCAAGGCCAGGCUGAGCAAGAGGGACACCACUCUGAAGGGUGACAAGAGGCCAGGGGAGCCAGUAUGCCAGGAAAUCAGGAUGCUUACAAAGUCUGUGUGUCGGGGUUAGAAGGACAAAACCCUGUUCCACAGAAGAGCUCUGGUUGAAAAAAAGGACGGAGGGUACCAUUCAGACUGGAAUUCUGGGUCCCCUAUUUGAAGAAGUGUCUUUGGAAACAGCGGAAGGAAUCCACGUUGGUCCUACAGACGGUGUCUUCCUCCGGAUUCUACCCACACAGUUGCAGCGGUCCCUUGGCUCCCAAGGGACAGCUCUCAUUCCCCAUUUCCCUGCGUCCCUAGCGAAUGGCUAAGAAAAAUUGAAGAGCCAAGCUUAGAGGCAGGCUCUGGACGGAGCCCGUCAAACGGAGCACUGUCAGAGUCAAGGGGAGCACUGUCAGAGUCAAGAGGAAGAGCUUCGCGCUCCCUUGGCCUGCUGCUGACGCCCCGCAGCAAAAGCCGCCGCCGCAGAAGGCAGUCUUGAUCACCAGCCACAACUGGCCUCAGAGGUCCCCACACUGACUCCGUUUGGUCUCUAAUCACUGGUCUUGUUGCCCCACCCACUUUUUUUUUUCCUGGAUUCGAGGCAAUGUUGCCUCAAAACAAGGACCACCAGGUGCUGUUACAGAACGCAGUGCCCCCAGGGUGUCCCCCCCAGGUCCUCUCCCAGUUUGUGGACUCCCGCCCAUCCAACUUAGCGUCUCUCUCUCCCCAUCUGACCCUCCCUCCUUCCCAUCUACCUUUGCCCUCUCCCUCACAGGCCUACUUCCCCCUCUCGUUGCCCCAGUCCCGCUCUCCGGGGCCUCACUCGUACUCUUCCGACUCCAAUUCUGACUUUGUCCCUCUUCCCUACGCUUCCUCUCUCCCAAGUCCCCCCACUUUCUUUGGCCAGAACUACCCUUGUCGCCCCUCUCCACACCCAGCCUCUCCCCACAACUACGGGCUGUGCCUCUCUCCUCCCCUUAGCAGUUCCUCCUCUCUUUCCCAGCUACAAAAUUCCUCUCCUGGCUCUUGCCAGUCUCCCCCCCACCUCCAGGACCUUCACAAUUCCACAGUCACCUCCCCCAGCCCCAGCUCACCAUCUCGAGGAGGGGUUCCCAGUAACAAACAAACAUGGCAGUGGCCUCAGUCCGGAAACACCAGGUCCCCUGGGGCGGCAGAGGGAUGCAUGGCAAGCAAGUUGGACCCUGCAGAAUUCAAGGACCCAGAGGCCCUCGCCCGAGCGCUAGUGCUCCGUGUGGGGCACCGCAGAAUUGCCCGAGACCUGCAGCUACUGUUUCUGCAGCGCCUCUGGCUAGGCACAACCGGCCAGGCUCCGGUCGUGGAGUACCCCAUUUGUCUAGCGUGCCUCCAGCCCCGCACCCCGUCUUGCCCCACCCCCAAGCACAAGACUGGGCCGAGGCUGCUUGCCUUCCCUCAACUACUGCCCUGUGCCGAGGGCCAGGAAUCGGGGCCUCUCCGCUUAGGCAUUGGCUUCGGCCUCCGCUUGCCUCGGGGCCAGGCCAAGGCCUUGCAUCUGCUACCAGAAAAAAAGCGGCAGGAAGCAAGGCGUCCAGGAGAGGUCCUCCGGAGCCAAACGCCUGCAACCCAGGCACCAGCAGCUCAAGUCACAGGCACCCUCUCCCGGGACGAGAGCCUCAGGUCUGCAGGCCUCCAGUCAACAAAAUCCAACCAGUGUUUCAGGUCUCCACCUCAGGCACCAAGACGGGUCACUGUCUCCCCAAAGCCCUGGUCGGGUCCUGUCCCAAGGAGGUCUGUGUCUCCAGAAUCUAUUCUCCAAAAGCUGCCAUCUUAAUUCCAGAGCAACGGAGACCCUCUGGAACACCCCCUUCAAACCCCACCCUCUCUACCAGGACUUCUCAGACCUUGGGAAGUCACAGGAACACCUUGAAGGGCUGGCUGGCCGGAGGCCAGGUGUGUUCUCCGGCCUUGAACCCUGGGAACCCCUUGUGGAGCCUGCUCUCCCCUGGUUGAAGAGGACCAGAGGCACCCAAUGCCCUCAUUCAGCCUUCAGUGUAGCCAAUAAAGCCUAAGCCUGAGAA
This is a messenger RNA of Peromyscus maniculatus bairdii (prairie deer mouse), 2228 nucleotides long. NCBI's taxonomy places the organism in Eukaryota, Metazoa, Chordata, Mammalia, Rodentia, Cricetidae. The record is from RefSeq and is a predicted model, not a curated record.